CACCUUCACUGGCAACCUCAAACCCAACUCGUCCGGAGUUUGUCUACCAUCGUCAUGCUCAGGGUGUUCAUACUUCUUACACUUUUCUCUGUUGCUACAAUUCAUGCCAGAAAUUUGCCAGACGAUGAGUAUAUGAGAAAGACCAGUGCAGGCAGUACUGAGCUUAAACUGUUUACGGGCAGCCGUCCAACUUCAGUACGAGAAAACCUGUGCAAGUGGCUUAUUGCUAUAACGAAUAGCAUGUUGGUGAAAAUUUGCGAUCAUCACAAGAACAUGGGACCGGUUGGGAGACCGUCGAGGCCGCCGCCGCCGCCCCCGAGGCCGCCGCCGGGAUCCCGUCCGGUUGCAUAUAUUCAGAUGCACUCACCAGGAACAGCCUCUGAAGUCAUCGUAAUUAAUCAAAUCCUGAAUUAAUCUGCUAGCUUAAAACUUGCUUCUAGCUAGCAGCUUAAUUUAAUCUCCUUUUCUACUAGCAGCUUUGUAUUGGUAUGUUAGGUUGCAAUAUUGUGUGCGAGUAUUUUUAUGUGGGGUAAUUAAGGUAUUUGUGUGUACGUACUGCUCCUAAUGUUAAUUUGUUCAAGUGAUCCAUAUAUAUGUUAUGUUUUCUUAA
Sesamum indicum (sesame) is the source of this 610-nucleotide messenger RNA. The record is from RefSeq and is a predicted model, not a curated record. NCBI's taxonomy places the organism in Eukaryota, Viridiplantae, Streptophyta, Magnoliopsida, Lamiales, Pedaliaceae.